Messenger RNA from Brassica rapa (field mustard), 2235 nucleotides. RefSeq lists its product as uncharacterized. Gene Ontology annotation, molecular function: protein dimerization activity. Lineage: Eukaryota; Viridiplantae; Streptophyta; Magnoliopsida; Brassicales; Brassicaceae. The record is from RefSeq and is a predicted model, not a curated record.
UUAGGGGUGUCAAUUGGUUGGGCCACCCAUGGGCUAACCCAUUCCAAACAAACAUGGGUGGGUGAUGGUCAUACCCAAAUAAUUAAUGGUCCAAUUGGGUUAAAGAUCCACUUUGCCCAUGGGCUAACUGGUCCAAACCAAAUGGGUGUUGGGCUGGCCCAAAAACUUAAUUUGUAGGGUUUAGAGAAUUUGGGAAAAAAUUAAUCAGAAAUAAUAUUUCACGAUUCUUCUCUUCUCUCUCGCGAUUCUCUCUUCUCUCCCAGAUUUCUCUUCGUCUACUGUUCUUGUGUUCAUCCAUACGAUUCUCUCUUCCCUCCCAUCGAUUCCCUUCUUCAGUUCUUCAGCCAGUUGGUUUGGGGAAGAUCGCUAAACAUAUUAACGCUGGGCAGAUAGAUUCCCAUGAGUUGAUCAAGAUGAAAACGCUCAAGGUUUGGUCGUGGUGCUGUGGGUGAUGACAUCACCGUGAUGUGCUGAUGAUAUUAAAUAGAAGAAAGAGUUAUUGAGUUAGACUGUAGCAAAGCAAUACUCUGCUCGGCAAAGGAUACCUCCACCUCCUGAAACUGCAGAAAAACCCUUCAGAGCCUUAAUCUUUAACAGGUAUCUACUAGCUUUAGGAACAAAACUCAGAGAAGAAAUGGUUAUGCUAUAGAUUAGAUAAGCAAGCUUUGGUGAUCUUUGUCAUGUUCUCUGGUAGAUUUAAUAUGUAUUUGCUUGUGUGUGGGAUAUUUUGGGAAAUGAAUCAGGAGGUGGAAUGGGAAAUAAUUUGAGAAUUUUGAUAAAAAUUUUGAUAAAUUUUGAUAAAAAUUUCAAAAGCCUGUGCGGGUAACUAUUUGUUAUUCAUUUUAAGUGAUUAUGUUUUCUAAUUCCAAAAAACUUACUAUCAGAUCAGAGAUGGUCCUGAGCAUAAUCAAAGUGAAACAUUGGCAUAAAACCCUCAAAUUUUUAAAAAAAAAUUAUGGAAAAAAAUUCUUUCUCUGAGUUGUGUCUUGCUCUUAAAGACUGCAUUAAUCAAAAGCUUUUAUAUGUUUAGCCUCUUUGCUGCAUCAAGUUUUUGCUUUUUUUAUAUUAAAAAAGUGGAUAACUAUAGUUCUCUUAACGUGUAGAUUUUGUGUGUCUGUGACUUCGAAACACAAUAUAUAAGUCUUUUAGUUUACUUGUACUCAGAAAAUGGAAGCUAUAGACUUGAACGAUGAUGGUCAGAAUGAUGUGAUGGAUGAAGAUAUAGAGGAUCAUGAAGUUUUAGAGGAUUCCGAGGCUAACAGAGGCACACAACCGAGACAAGUUCAGUCACGCCGUAAAGUCUCAAGGUGCUGGAGAAAGUUUACUAUACUUGGAGGAAGGCUGUCUGAUGGUACAACUAAGAUCAGAUGCAACCUUAGUAUAGGUAGUAGAGUUCUUAACAAGUAUAGGAGCUGUCUACUACCUACUAAUGUUCAAGCUUUAGUGUGUACAAGGAACUGGUUAAAAGGAUUUCCUGAAAUUGGUGAUGAGUCUCUUGAGAAGAUAGAAGAGGAGAAAGAAGAAGAGGAGAAAGAGAAGGAGAAAGAAGAGGAGAGUGGAGAAUCUAUAGACUUGAAUUGAGGUACUGAUCAGUCUUGAUAUGUACUUUUGGAUAAGAUAUUGAAAUGUUCUAGCUAUUGAUCAGUCUUGCAAGUAACUAAUUUGAGUUUGUGGGUUUAGUAUUGAGUUAGUAUAGAAAGGAACUUGACUAACUCACACUGAUCUUGUCAUUGUUUACUUAUUAAAGUAGCAUCUGAUCUUGUUGUCUUUGUUCACACUGAUUUUGUUAUCUUUUUUCACACUGAGCUUUUGUUCUUUUGCUUGUGACAAGCCUUGUGUUGAUAAGUUGUGUGUUUACUUAUCAAAUCCAUUUAGAAGUUGGGAGAGAGUGAGAAAAUCAAGCGUUGACGUUGAGUAUGUUCUUGUGUGUUUACUUAUCAAAUCACAUCCUUUUACGAACAGGUAUUAGAACAAGUUAUGAGAAUCAUUGAAUAACUCCAAGUAGCUAUUUUUUUCCUUUUUGCAGACUGAAGACAAGUAAAGAAGCUGGAAGCUGGAGCAAAGUGAAUCAUGAUAUCAGAGUUAUAACUUUUUUUUUACAUAAAACAUAGAGUUAUGAAAAACUGAAGUCUAUUGAAUUUAAUUUACAUCACAUUUGUAUUCAGAAAUUUUCAAUGACAUUAAAAUUGAGUUUAGAUUGAGUUUAUAUAAAUUUUCUAUAAUUUUUAUUUUCUA